This is a messenger RNA of Thamnophis elegans (Western terrestrial garter snake), 2752 nucleotides long. RefSeq names its product F-box and leucine rich repeat protein 4 (gene FBXL4). Gene Ontology annotation, biological process: SCF-dependent proteasomal ubiquitin-dependent protein catabolic process. The transcript has 8 exons. NCBI's taxonomy places the organism in Eukaryota, Metazoa, Chordata, Lepidosauria, Squamata, Natricidae. Gene Ontology annotation, molecular function: protein binding. The coding region runs from base 347 to 2212 and encodes 621 amino acids. The record is from RefSeq and is a predicted model, not a curated record. Gene Ontology annotation, cellular component: SCF ubiquitin ligase complex.
GAAGCUCCGCCUUCGAUCAUCGCGGGGAACGGGGAAACCUCCGCGCGCGAGAGAAGCCGUGCACAAGUCUCGGCCGGGCCGCGCGGUGCUUGAGGCAGGCCCGGGCUCUUGAGUCUCGCUCCCCGCCUGGAUUCCAUGGCGCGUCCUGCAAAUUGGCGCGGAGAUGGGGGGUGGCGAGAAAGGCAAGGAGGAAAUGGUGUAGCUAGUAUGCGGGAGUGAUCGCCCGCCGCGCGCUGGUCGGUGGCUGCAGCUUGUGAGCACCUCUCCGUGAUCUCUUCUAUUUUAAACUUCUCACAAAGAAGUCUUGAAGAUACUGACUUUCAGGAGGAUUUUACUACCUGUCCGGAUGUCACCAGCAUUUCCUAUGUUAACAGUUCUGAGCAUGUUUUACUAUAUUUGCCUUCGGCGCCGAGCCAGGACAGCCACAAGGGGAGAUUUGAUGAACAACAGGAGAGCCAUAGAAUCAAAUAGAUCCCUACCUAUCAAUGUUCAAUUGGUCCAGUAUGCCAAAGAAGUGUUGGACUUCAGCUCCCAUUAUGGCAGUGAAAACAGCAUGUCGUAUACCAUGUGGAAUUUGGCUGGAACGCCUAAUGUGUAUCCUAGCUCAGGUGAUUUUACACAAACCGCUGUGUUUAGGACCUAUGGAAAAUGGUGGGAUAUGUGCCCUAGUGCACGAAUACCAUUUACGAGGACCCCACCCAGUUUUCAAAGUCAGGACUAUGUAGAACUUGCGUUUGAGGAACAAGUGUAUCCUACAGCCAUACAUAUUUUGGAAACAUAUAAUCCCGGUGCUGUGGUUAGGAUUUUGGCAUGUUCUGCAAGUCCUUAUUCACAAAAUCAGCCAAAUGAAGUAAGGUGGGAAAUCCUUUGGUCAGAUCUACCUUCCAAGGUGAUUUUGCCUCAGGCACGUCAGUUUGCACCUGUUAUUAAACAAAUAAAUUUUCCUACAAAUUUAAUCCGUUUGGAAAUAAACAGUUCACUUCUGGAUUAUUAUACUGAGUUGGAUGCUGUAGUGCUACAUGGUUUAAGAGAGAGACCUGUGCAUUUACUCAGUACUCCAAUUAUUGAUAUGAAUGAUCUAGAUGACGAUGAAGAAGGAGAGAGAGAAAGUUACAGCAGCGUGGACAGUCUCAACAAGCAAUUUAGCACUGCUGCCUUCAAAGACUGGACAACUAAUGGAUACUUUGAUAAAUUGCCUUAUGAGCUCAUCCAGUUGAUUUUGAGUCACCUUACCGUUCCGGAUCUAUGUAGACUCUCACAGACAUGUAAGCUACUAUAUCAACAUUGUUGUGAUCCACUACAAUAUAUUCAUCUCAGUUUGCAACCAUAUUGGGCAAGGAUUAAUGACACAGCUUUAGAAUAUCUGCAGUCUCGUUGUAUCCUGGUCCAGUGGCUUAAUUUAUCUUGGACUGGGAACAGAGGAACAAUUUCAUUUUCUGCUUUUAGCAGGUUCCUGAAAGUUUGUGGUUCAGAACUAGUACGCCUGGAAUUGUCUUGUGGCCAUUUCCUCAAUGAGGCUUGUUUGGAAGUUAUUGCUGACACAUGUUUAAAUUUGCAGGAAUUAAAUCUCUCCUCCUGUGAUAAAAUUUCACCUCAGGCUUUCAACCACAUUGCCAAAUUGUGCAACCUUACACGUUUAAUUCUUUAUCGAACAAAAAUAGAGCAAACAGCACUGCUCAGCAUUCUGAACUUCUGUACAGAACUUCAGCACCUCAGCCUGGGAAGCUGUGUAAUGAUUGAGGACUAUGACACAAUAGCUAGUAUGAUGGGAGCCAAAUGCAAAAAACUUCGAACAUUGGAUUUAUGGCGAUGUAAAAACAUUUCUGAAAAUGGAUUAGCAGAGCUGGCUGCGGGCUGUUCACUGUUGGAGGAGCUUGAUCUUGGCUGGUGCCCGACCCUUCAGAGCAGUACGGGAUGCUUUGCAAAACUUGCCCGAAAACUACCAAAUUUGCAAAAGCUUUUUCUGACAGCUAACCGAUCUGUGUGUGAUUCUGACAUUGAAGAACUUGCUGCAAAUUGUACAAAUCUUCGACAGCUUGAUAUUUUAGGGACAAGAAUGGUAAGCCCGGCUUCUUUAAGGAAAUUGCUGGAGUCUUGUAAAGAAUUGUCCUUACUUGAUGUGUCCUUCUGUUCACAAAUUGAUCACCGAAUUGUCCUAGAACUGAAUGCCAGCUUCCCUAAUGUGCUCAUCAAAAAGAGCUUCACUCAGUGACUCAAUUCAUAUGUUGCUGUAUAGAACUGAUCUGAUGAUUCUGCUUCCUGGAAAUUUAUAAUGAUUUUUUUUUCAAAGAGAAAAUAUAUUUUUUUUUUGAGGCAUGGGGGAAAGGCUAAUUCUUAAUAUGAAGGUAAAAUAUGAAAAAAUUAAAUAAUGGCCAACCAUUUGUUCCUGAUACAAUACUUGUCAAAUGAUUAUUGUUGAAAGCAUCUUGUAAAUGUUAGAAGAUAUACACAUAAAUGUUCAUUAAUCAUUUAAUCUUACUAGGAUAUUAUUAUUAAAAUAAGGCAGUUGAGAAGUGGAAGAUAAAAUCAAUUUUAAGUUCUGACAUUCACUUUUAAGAUAUAAAUAUUGGAAGAACUUAGAACCUGAAUGUCUUGAAGUAUGAAACCUAUUUUAUUUAAUAGUUUCAUCAAUCCAUUCAGACUUGGCGUUUCUAGUAAAUGCAAUAUACUGAGUUUGUAGAAAUUCUCAGUCAUCCAGCUUUGUCAGGAGGCAACUGGACUUUCUUGUUUUUCUUCUGAAGACCUUUCGCUU